UGCUGCCUGCAGCCUUGGCGCUCGUGCGGCUUCCCCGCAGAACCGCACUCAAGUGCGCAACCUCCCGGCGGCGGCGGCGCGGGCCUCGGCAGGGAGCGGCCGUGCGAUGUUCGGCCGCAAGCGUCGGCGGCCCGAGAUCUCGGCGCCGCGCAACUUCGUGCACCGCGUGCACACGGGCUACGACCCGCAGGGCAUGCGCUUCACGGGGCUGCCCGUGCAGUGGCACGGCCUCCUGCAGGAGACGCUGGCGCCCCGCCACCGGCACAGCAGCCCCGACCCGUCCUGCAUCCCCCCCCGCGAGCUGCGCGCCAUGAAGAAGAUCGUGCGAGGCAGGCGGGCUGCGACAGAUGGAGAUUUGAACGGGCUCCUGGACGACUUCUACAAACUGUCAAUCCCCGGCUCAAACUCUCUGUACUCCGAGUGCGCCACCAGACAGAGCUGCGUGUCUGACCAAGGCCCGCUCUCCAACUGGGAACGCACGGAUCGGGACACCCACGCGCACAAACAACAGAGCGGCCCGCGCCCCCAGCGGCACAGCAGCGAGCCGUCGCCGCACAGGGAAUACGGCGUCUACCCGGACGCGUCGGCCGCUUGUCCGGCCGGUCUCGAACAUCGGCCAGACUCGCCGAGUCACGGGAGGUCGCGCGGAAGCCGGGACGUCAGGGCCUGCGUCCGGCAGCAGUACGAAGCCUUCCCGCUGCUCUCGUCCAACCAGCCGCUCAGCGUGGCCUGCACGCCGGCGGAAAACCGGUGGAACGCCAACGUCGGCGGCUGGAUACCGAAACCGCGCGACGGCAAAUCCUCGUCCGCGUUUUGCCAAAGCGGGAGCGACAGCGCCGAGGCGUCGAGCCGGCACCGACACGGCGCAAAUGCGGCAACCCCUCCGCACGGGGGGAACGGGCCGGGGCCGGCGGCGGAUCGCAGAAGAAGUAACAACAACAACCACCACGACCACAGCGCCGUUGCCAUCACCGCUGCUGCCCUUACAGUCGCUGCUCACGAUGAAGACCGCCGCCGCGUCGUCGUCGCGCCUGCCCAGCACCGCAGGGCGCCGCAAGCGGCAAGCUUCGAGCCGCCCGAUUUAUCCGGAUCGGAGUCGUGCGACUGCUCUCGCGACGCGGUGCGCUACAGGCACAGAGACCCCGGGGAGCACAGAGGGGCGCAGCAGCAGCAGCGGCAGCGGCCACACUCGCUGCUGGAGCCCGCGGUGGGGCCCGUGCGACUCCACGAGCGGCCCUGGUCAGGGUACGCCCUGUGGGGGCCUCAGCUGCCUCUGGCACCCGGACUCUCCAGGGUCAGACGACGCGAGAGCCAGGAGUUUGUAUAGCAGCGGGGAGGAAUUUCUUCACCGCACUGGUGCGUGUGAUGUUUGCCGUUGGACUGGAGUCGGAGACGUGACGAGUAAGCAGCCGCAGCCAUAGCAAGGGUGAUAUACUGGACGUGGUGUGCCGACUGUGGGAGAUCUUUUUUUUCUGGACAGGCCAGGCAGAUGUUUAGCUAUUGAUAUCGUGAAUUACUGUCGUCUGUUCCGGUCAAAAGCUUAGUUCUGCAAGGACUUGGUACUUGACCGGUUUCACAUCUUCUAACCAGACUCAAAUCAAGAGCUGCCCUGCCGGCACUGAGGAACUCCCAUCAAAUCCGCAUACGGGUGACGUGGAACACACAGACGUCGUACCUCAGAUGUCAGAAAUGUUUACACAUUGUUCGGGCACUUGGGGUGGCGUGCGGCGGCACAGUGGUUAGCGCAGUGCGUUAAAAGCCCGGCGACCACGACUUCCACGUCCCAGCCACGGCCAAUAUCAGUGGCACGCGAUAUCCUAACAAAUCCUGGGCGAUCCACACCUUCGCCAAUCCGCACUGACCAGCGUGCUGAAGCACGGUCAAACAACUGAGGUGGCAUGGGGGAGGCCUUCAUCCAGCAGUGGAUUGAUAAAGGUGCCGUAGACACGCACGAACACACACACACGGGUAACAGAAUCCAGCGGCAUCAGGAAAGUAUCACAGGGCCCGGUUAAAUGUCCACGCGAGUCAAGCUCCGACACGGGGGGGGGGGGGGGGGGGGGUACAAAUGUGAUGAUCGCAAGUCACAAAAAAAACUGCUGACGCUAUACAACCGAGACAUCUACCAAGCAAACGGGCACGUGGCAGGCAAUCGCCCAUGAAGGGGGCUUCUGCUUUCGAAGGAGCGACUUGUUAUUGGGCCUCUCUGGGCCGCAGAGAUGGGGGGGGGGGGGGGUGGCAGGUAGGGUAGUUGUCCCCCCCACUGCCACGGCUCGUAUCCAACAGGGCCUCUCCCCAUCUGGGAUUUUAUUUUUGGCGUCUUUAAAAUAUAUAUUUUGAGAUGUCUUCAAUUCUCUCCAUGUGGUCCUCGAGCCACCGGUAACCACCUGGGGGGAGGGGGACGUGCCAACGGCAAUUUUCCUGAAGCAUUUUUAUCUUGAGGCCACAAAGCCGUCCGAUAGCAAGGUCAUGGUGGUAGCUUGUUUGUUUCUUUUACGUUAAAUUGUUCGUUAAUAUGGGUAACCGUCGUAGUGUAUUCGAUAAAAACCACAAGAGGAACGAAACAUCCACGGGAGCGUGACAAAUAAACAUGGAUGCGCAAAGAGAUCCAUCUCCCACCGUAGAUUCUGCGAGUGGUGGACACUGCAGAGUGGUGGACAUGGCCCAUGGUGGAUACGGGUAGCAUUUCGCCACCCCCUUGGGCUGAAUGUCUCCCGAACUGGAUCACCGCAGCGGAGGACCGAGAGCCGCUGCGGUUCAACGUUAAGACAGAAGCAGUCUCCGCGUGCUCCUCCUCUUCGGCUGUUGUGCUUCGUGCUGUUCGGAAUUUGGAAGCCGAGGUUUUCCCUUUACAGGAGCUGUGGUGACCGCGACAGGGCCGGUGGGGGUUCGUGUGCAGUAACGUUGCGUGGUACGACCCAUGACAUUCUCCUUCCCGUACUUCGUCGUAUUGUCGCUCGCUGGGGUUAUUUCUGUUGAUAAUUAUCUGCGUAUCUCUCGGGGGGUGUAAUUUGCAGCGCUCUGCUGAAAGCUCUGCCGUUCAGGAACUGUAAUGAUUACAAAAAUUACCGUACAACCACCGUACAAUCAAAUCGCUCUGAGUGGAAAAUCAUGACCCUUGAGCUGGAUACGGACUCAAAACUUCCAUUCCACGUGGCCCCAUCGCUGCUUAACGAUGACUCCCAACUCGCAGACGUGCUUCUGUGCAGCAUCCACUCCUCGCCUCUCGCGGAGACAGGACGGCUCGGAGGCGCAAGGGCAAACCACGAACGAGCGGGAAGGAGGAAAGCAGCUGGGCGGGCGAGCCGACGCCAACAAUCGCAGGAGUUCUGUGGUCCUACAUAUGUUGAGAUGUUUUCAGCCAAUUCGUGAGUGUUCAUGCGCGCGGGAGGAAAGUGGAGCACUCGGGAGAAAACCAACACACGGGAGAGGGCAAUGCUAUAUAAAACAGAUGGAACAGAUGAAAAUUCGUCCACAUUUUGGUGAGCCGGGGGUACACGGGGGGCUGCUCCCUCGAUGCCCACGGGAAGAGAUUUUCACAACAUGUAGGGCGAUCGAGCAACCCUCCACCGCCUCCAGGUGCUGGAUUGAUGGAAGGCCCCACGCGGAGCGAGCGCCGCAACUUAAUGCCACACGGCCCACGAACUUCGCGCGGCCUGUGGCCAAAAUGAGAAUCCGCGACCUCGUAACAGCCUGCAAGUGACGGACGCUCGGGGUCCAGCCGCUGUGAGGAGCUUCACUUCGUGCCGGCCGCGACGUCGCCACGUUCGCGAGAGGAGUUGCAGGCCCAGGUGUCGCACGCCACGGGGGGGGGGAGCCCUCGCCGCGUUAUCGGUGUCUCAUUGAGUUGCUCUUCUGCCCCUGGGUACAGAUGAAAAUGUUCCCUCACUCCUGCCUUGGAAAGGUGGGCCCACCCCACUGUUUAACCACUAGCUGUUGAUAAUCACCCGUGUUUCUCUUCCCUUGCUGUACUCUCUGAGGGGGUUUCUGCAGUCCAUUGUUACAAAAAAGUUACUAAUGCAUUGGUGGGCGAUCUCGAAAUUGGACUCUUUUAGAGAACCUAUGAAAACGACUGUGCACACAUGCGUCCUUUUUUAUCCUGUACGUGAUCUAGCCGCUACCUACGCAUUCCCCCUCGCUACGACGGCGACGCGCGUUAUCGCCAGGGACAAUACAUCUCGCUUGAUUCGCACCGACUGAUUUACGUUGACUGAUUAUUGAUCCGAUUCCCGUCGCGCUUCGUUUAUGGUUUGCAUUGCACCUGCUCAGCGCUUACUGCCUACACUCAUCGAAGAAAUCAUUGUUUUGCGCCGAUCUGCCACGUUGUCGUCAGCAGCGGCCGCGCUCUAUCUGCUGCUGGAUGAAGGCCUGCCCAAGCUGUCUUCGCCGUCUCUCUCUCUCUCGGUCUUGCGAUGCAAUGAUCCGGCAAAGAGCCCACGGAGCGUGUGGAUUGAGGCGCAAAAUAGAAUUAUGCGAGCGUUCUGGUUAACAA
Molecule: messenger RNA, 4492 nt
Organism: Lethenteron reissneri (Far Eastern brook lamprey)
Lineage: Eukaryota; Metazoa; Chordata; Hyperoartia; Petromyzontiformes; Petromyzontidae
Product: serine/threonine-protein kinase PAK 6-like
Molecular function (GO): protein serine/threonine kinase activity
Source: RefSeq, a predicted model, not a curated record